This is a messenger RNA of Engraulis encrasicolus (European anchovy), 6364 nucleotides long. Its product is annotated as serine/threonine-protein kinase D3-like. The record is from RefSeq and is a predicted model, not a curated record. Gene Ontology annotation, biological process: protein phosphorylation. Bases 711 to 3404 code for a protein of 897 amino acids. Lineage: Eukaryota; Metazoa; Chordata; Actinopteri; Clupeiformes; Engraulidae. The transcript has 19 exons. Gene Ontology annotation, molecular function: protein serine/threonine kinase activity; ATP binding.
GCAUGAACUGGAUACGUGCGCGCAGCGGUAAAAAAAACUUUUCAAGGGAGGGAGAAGUUGGAAAAUGCGGACUAACCCAUCGCCGCGGGUUACUAUAACGUUUUGAAGAGGGUAAAACGACGUGGGAUGUCCAAAUAACCCGUGGAAACGGCAAAAGAAACGAUUUACUUCGAAAUAGCCCAUCGCCCGGUCAUAUUUUUCCGAAAAUUUGGACUGGAAUAUAAAAUAACGGUUCCUGCAUCCAAGCCAGAGCGCCCUUUGAAGAUAAAAGAUAUCUCCGGAGCUGGUCGCAUGGACGAGCAGGGGGCAAACAUCUGACACCACUGGAUGUUUGAGAUGAACCAGUGAAUGCACCCAGACAACGAUAGAGUUCCGUUCGGUACAGCGGAGGAGGACCGUGGCCACAAGCAAAAUGAGGGGGAAACAAUGCUUAUUUAUGGACAAAAAGAAGAAAAGGAACUGUAGGGGAUGAAUGAUAAUGUACGCAAGAAAGCAGAUUGUUUUGUAAAACUGGAUGUAGCAGUCGUACUGGCAACAUCGUUACACUAUCCUCGACGCACUGGAGUUUUCAUCAAACUAUUUAAACUUCGCAACAGCAAGAAAGGUUAAAACCUCGUGGGGGUUACAUAGGCCCUCAUCAUUAUGAUACAUUUCAUCAUUCACUGAAAAAAAGUGAUCCCUGGGUACGUAAAGAAGGGUAGUUCGAACCAAUGUCUGCCUGUAGCAGCUCCUCUCCUCAGCCUUUUCCAAGACUCUACGCAGUAACUCAACAUGUCGCUGCUCCACCGACUCCCUCGCCAUCCCCGAGUCCGCCGGCGACGCUCUACAACCGGCUGUCCAACGGGAGUGUCAGCGCCCCCAGCCCUACGAACUCCAGAGGCUCCUUUCAUGGAGUCUCUUUCCUGCUUCAGAUUGGACUCACCCGGGAAACGGUGAACCUGGAGGCCCACGACAUGUCCCUCAACGGCGUGAAAGAUCUGGUCUGCUCAAUAGUGGAUCAGAAGUUUCCAGAGUGCGGGUUCUUCGGCAUGUACGACAAGAUCCUGCUCUUCCGCCAUGACCUCAAUUCUGACAACAUCCUGCAGAGGCUCACGUCGGCAGAAGAUAUCCACGAGGGGGACCUAAUCGAAGUCGUUCUCUCCGCUCUCGCCACGGUUGAGGACUUCCAGAUCCGGCCGCACACGCUGUACGUGCACUCCUACAAGGCCCCGGCCUUCUGCGAUGACUGCGGGGAGAUGCUGUGGGGCCUGGUGCGGCAGGGACUCAAGUGUGAAGGGUGUGGGCUCAACUACCACAAGCGCUGCGCCUUCAAGAUCCCCAACAACUGCAGCGGGGUGCGCAAGCGGCGCCUGUCCAACGUGUCCCAGCCCGGCUCCUCGCUGUCUAUCCCCCGGCCGGCGCCCAUCGAGAGUGUCGUCCCACUCCCACCCCCAGAAGAGCAGCGCCCCCUGUUGGAGGCAGGCAAGCGCAUCCCGUCGUGGAGUGGCCGGCCCAUCUGGAUGGACAAGAUGGUGCUGGGCCGGGUCAAAGUGCCGCACACCUUCAACGUGCACACCUACACGCGGCCCACCAUCUGCCAGUACUGCAAGCGCCUCCUCAAGGGCCUCUUCCGCCAGGGCAUGCAGUGUAAAGAUUGUAAAUUUAACUGCCACAAGCGAUGUGCCUCCAAGGUGCCAAGAGACUGCCUUGGUGAAAAUGUCUUUAAUGGAGGAGCAGAGCCCGCCAGUCCUGGGCCAGACUCGGACUCGGUGACCAUGGAGGUGGACAGCAGUGAUGUGAACAGCGAGGGCAGCCUGAGGGGCAUGGACGACCCCGAGGAGGUCUCCACUCCGGAGGACAAGAUCUUCUUCAUGGACUCGCCCUUCAUGGACGACGGAGAGACCAACAAGACCAUCAGCCCGUCCACCAGUAGCAACAUCCCCUUGAUGCGCGUGGUCCAGUCCAUAAAGCACACCAAGAGGCGCAGCUCCACCGUGGUCCGGGAGGGCUGGAUGGUGCACUACACAAGCAGGGACAACCUUAGGAAGAGGCACUACUGGAGACUGGACAGCAAGAGUCUCUUCCUCUUCCAGAAUGAAAGUGGAGCCAAGUAUUACAAGGAGAUCCCGCUGUCGGAGAUCCUGCAGGUGGAGACGGCCCAUGACUUCCGGAGCCUGGCGCAGGGAGGCAACCCGCACUGCUUCGAGAUCAUCACCGGCACCAUGGUGUACUACGUGGGCGAGCACACGGGGGCCGGCCACUACCACAACGCGGCGCUGGCCGCCUCCGGCGUCGGGCCGGAGGUGGCCCAGAGCUGGGAGAAGGCCAUCAGACAGGCCCUCAUGCCCGUCACGCCGCAGCCCAGCAUCUGCACCGGGCCCGGCCAGGGCAAGGACCACCACAAUGAGCUUUGUGUCAGUAUAUCAGUGUCAAACUCCCAAAUUCAGGAGAAUGUGGAUAUCAGCUCAGUAUACCAGAUCUUUGCCGAUGAGGUCUUGGGUUCGGGCCAGUUCGGGAUCGUAUAUGGCGGAAAGCACAGAAAGACUGGAAGAGACGUCGCCAUCAAAAUCAUCGACAAGAUGAGAUUUCCCACCAAGCAAGAGAGUCAGCUGAGAAACGAGGUGGCCAUUUUACAGAGCUUACACCACCCUGGCAUUGUCAACCUGGCGUGCAUGUUCGAGACUCCGGAGCGGGUCUUUGUCGUCAUGGAGAAGCUCCAUGGCGACAUGCUGGAGAUGAUUCUGUCCAGUGAGAAGAGCAAACUACCUGAGCGUCUCACCAAGUUCCUCGUCACACAGAUUCUGGUGGCCCUGAGACAUCUUCACUUCAAGAACAUCGUCCACUGUGACCUGAAGCCAGAAAAUGUUCUUUUGGCAUCUGCAGAGCCCUACCCACAGGUGAAGUUGUGUGACUUUGGCUUUGCGCGGAUCAUCGGUGAGAAGUCCUUCCGCCGGUCGGUGGUGGGCACGCCUGCCUACCUGGCGCCCGAGGUGCUGCGCAGCAAGGGCUACAACCGCUCGCUGGACAUGUGGUCGGUGGGGGUCAUCAUCUACGUCAGCCUCAGCGGAACGUUCCCCUUCAACGAGGACGAGGACAUCAACGACCAGAUCCAGAACGCCGCCUUCAUGUACCCGCCCAACCCCUGGAAGGAGAUCUCCGGAGAAGCAAUCGACUUGAUCAACAACCUGCUUCAGGUGAAGAUGAGGAAGCGCUACAGUGUGGAUAAAUCUCUCAGUCAUCCAUGGCUCCAGGAUUACCAGACAUGGCUUGACCUGCGGGAGUUCGAGACGCGCCGAGGAGAGCGAUACAUCACCCACGAGAGUGACGACGCUCGCUGGGAAGAGUACGCUGACGAGAGGAGCCUACCCUACCCCAAGCACUUCAUCAUGUCACCCAACCUGGACGACAUGGAGGAAGACCCCUAGCUGCUGGGAGGAUGAACUACAGCUCAUUUCCUCAUGAAUCAGUUGUGAAGGGGGUUCAUUUUUUUCCUCAGACCACUGGCAAGAGAGGUCCAGCGGUGGGUCGGAACCCAGAAUCUUGGGGAAAACGGAUGUGAGGGGUCUUGCACUCAUGUCCAAAAAAGCAAGUCACUUGCAGGACGUUGGUGCCCUCUGAGUGUGUGGUAGUGCCCUGAGGUGAGAAGUUGACGGACACAAAGCAGUCGCUAUGUGGGAUUUUUCAGGUUGUAACUUUCUUCUCCUCAAAGACACUCCAGAGAUUGAAUAGACAAGUCUCUGUCUCUCUGUCUCCCUCUGUCUCUCUUUCUCUCUCUCUCUCUCUCUCUCUCUCUCUCUCUCUCUCUCUCUCUCUCUCUCUCUCUCUCUCUCUCUCUCUCUCUCUCUCUCUCUCUCUCUCCCCUUUUCUUUUUUCUGUCUCUGCAGCUAGCCAUAACAUAAGUCUCUUGAGCCUGAAAGAUGAACUUUUGCGUGUUUGGGAAAGCUUCCAUUAGAUGUAAUAAACAUUUGCACUGCCAUUCAAAACCAGUGAAGGGCUCACAGUCUGGACCAAAUCCAAUAGAAGAUGGAUCCUUGAGAUGUUUAGCUUCUAUCCAGCGUAUUUUUCUAAACUCCUCAUAUUUGUGUUUUUAAGAUGUUCACCAAAUCUACAAGUGAUUUUAGCUUUUUGCUUCAAAGUAUUUUGGAAAGAAACAUUUAUAUGCAAUGUUUUUUAUGUGAGGCUUUUAAACUGGAACACAUAAACGUAUACUGUGCAAAGUCUUAGAUAUUUUACAUCCUGUAUGGAAAGCAUUGUGGUCCUAAAUCCUUUUGUGUUGUAAAUGAACCAUUUGACCCAGUUGCCUUUAAAAUGUAAUUUCUUUCAGAUUUCUGCUGGGUAAAUCCAAGUCUCGCUGAGACUUUCGUGUUUUGCUUUUCAAACGCUGAGUGAUUUGCAUUUUAUACGAACAACCAAUAUGUCUGUGUACUGGUGGAACUAGUUAUCAUGAUGAAGAAAUGUUAAAAUAGUGCCACAAGCCCAUCAGCCUGUUUUUGUGUACCCAGGCUAAGCUAUAUGAUGCAGUUUUAGUAGUUGUAAAGACACACACACACGCACACGCACACACACACACACACACACACACACACACACACACACACACACACACACACACACACACACACACACACACACACACACACACACACACACACACACACAAAACCCAGCUACCGGUCCUAAAAUGCAUUAGUGGCUAGCCCCAAUCUGUGCGGUGUUACAUCUAUGACUACCAGCAAGCUCCUGAGAAAACAAAUGUGCACGAUUCUGAAGAGCAGCUGUUGUAAUGUAGACAACCAGCCUGCAGUUAGGUCACAGCUCCUGAAGCACAGAGGGACAUCACAUUAGUUCCCUGGAGGUGAAGGCUGGAUACAAGCAUUUUCCGAAGUGUUGCGUGUGUAAUAGGGGUUGAAAGGCGUAUGAAGUAGACUUGAUCGCUUUUGGUACAGGUCUAAGAUGCUUUUAGCGUGUCAGUUGACAAUCACUUGUGUUUAAGUUUCAUUCCACGUGAAAAAGGCCGAAGUAGACACUCAAGUGGAUGUUUGGAUAAAUCUCUGACUGGUAGGCCGACAUCAUACAGUUUUAUUCAUUUAGACCCCCCCCUCCAUUAAGACCAAAUGUUUUUUUAUUAUUAUUUUAAUUAUUUUUUCUAAAUCUGAUUGGUUGAUGAGUUAUGUGGACAUGGUUGUGUGUUAGGUUUUUUUUUUUUUUCCAUUGAACGUGCAAUGUCCAGGUCAUGCUCAUUGUGUAAGCCCUGACUGAAGGUCACCAGGUUUUUGUACACUAGGAGCCCACGAAGAACCCAUCCAAGGCUAUAUCCCUCAAUGUGUUCCCAGUAGGCUUUUCUUUACGCAGAGGUCAGAGCACACAGACAUGAAGGAACUGUCAAUGCUGAGAUGCUACUGCCAAGACAGUGUGUUCUUAUUCCUGUGCUGGUUAGAUAACAAAGACUACGAGACGUCCUCAAUAAAAGUGCACUCUUAUUUUAAUUUCAUUUCCCUGUCGUGCACCCACGUCUCAAUUCUCUACCAGCUUACAUUGGUCGCUAGGCAGUCCGCUGGAUUGGGGAGCUUGCAGGAACUCAGUAUGCCUUAAGUAGCACGUAUGGGUGUGAUUGCACACUCGGUCAGGUCCACGUUGAGCUGGUAUGAAGCAUUGUUGUGUUCACACACCUUUUUUUUCUUUUGACAGUGUAGCAUAUAUGUGAAGAUACGUAUGUAUGUUUGUUGUUAUAUUUUUGUGUGUGUGUGCAUUUCUGGGCUACCCUCAUUGAUGCAUUUGAAACAGAUCCAUCUACCCCUAGACUUGUUCGCAUCCUUCAAAAUAAGCUCCAAAUUGAACUAUGACUAUAACUAAUUAGUUACUUUAACUGUGGUUUUGGUAUAAUACUACAGAUGUUAUGUCUUACCAUCUGCAAGACCCUGUUUGUCCACUUAGUUACAGUAGAGCCAUAACCAUGCAUUCAGUAAAUACUGUGUAACAUCAGUUCUUUGACAUUUUCCAGAUCAUAUUUACUAAUGAAGGACUCUCCAGUUAACACCCACACACCCCUGAAAAUGCCUCCAUCUUGAAUUUGGGAGAGGGCCGUACAACUCAUUUUCCAUUUGGGAUGGUGAUAAUGACCAUGCUAUGACAUUUUUUUCUCCUUUGUAUCUUGAACUGUGAUUUUUAUAACUUGGGUGGAUUCUGUCAGUGCGACUGGCAACAGCUACCUUGUGAAGGAUGCCAUAUUUAUAUAUACAGUAUAUGUCUAAAGCACACACAUCUAUGGGUGAGAAAACUUCCUGAGAAUCAUAUGAAGCUCGUUUCUGCCACUGGAUUGGCCGACGUCAAUGUUUUAUAUGUUUUACUACUCACAUAUCUUAAAUAAAAACUGCCUCUAAAUAUC